AUGAGAAGAGAUGUGUUCCUUCGGAUAGUAGACGCUCUCUCAAACGUCUAUCCGUAUUUCCAACAGCGGGUUGAUGCAACUGGAAGAAGAGGCUUAUCGCCACUUCAGAAAUGUACCGCUGCGAUAUGGAUGUUAGCAUAUGGCGUUGCAGCUGAUGCUGUUGAUGAUUAUGUGCGCAUAGGCGAGAGCACUACAAUCGAAUGCUUGGAAAAAUUUGUUGAAGGUGUCAUUUCCGUGUUCCAGGAUGAAUACUUGCGAAAACCUAAUCCAAAUGACGUACAACGCCUGCUACAAAUGGCGGAAGAUCGUGGCUUCCCUGGCAUGUUGGGUAGCAUUGACUGCAUGCAUUGGCAAUGGAAAAAUUGUCCAAAGGCAUGGAAAGGUAUGUACAUGAGUGGUUAUCGUGGGGUUGCAACCAUAGUACUUGAGGUUGUAGCAUCUUCAGACCUUUGGAUAUGGCAUGCGUUCUUUGGAGUUUGUGGUUCAAAUAACGAUAUCAACGUGUUAGAUCGUUCUCCAAUGUUUGAUGUUAUUCUAAAUGACCGUGCUCUGGAGGUAAAUUAUACUAUUAAUGGUAAUAAUUAUACAAUGGGAUACUAUUUAGCAGAUGGUAUUUAUCCUGAAUGGGCCACAUUUGUCAAAUCAAUCUCAAAGCCACAAGGUGAAAAACGCAAGUUAUUUGCACAAUACCAAGAAGGGCAAAGAAAAGAUGUGGAACGAGCAUUCGGAGUGUUGCAAGCACGCUUUGCAAUUAUACGUGGUCCAGCUCGUUUUUGGGAAAAGAAAAAGCUUGCCAACAUAAUGAGAGCUUGUAUUAUAUUGCAUAAUAUGAUUGUUGAGGAUGAAAGAGACAGCUAUGCAUGA
This is a messenger RNA of Arachis duranensis, 864 nucleotides long. RefSeq lists its product as uncharacterized. The transcript has a single exon. Lineage: Eukaryota; Viridiplantae; Streptophyta; Magnoliopsida; Fabales; Fabaceae. The record is from RefSeq and is a predicted model, not a curated record. Bases 1 to 864 code for a protein of 287 amino acids.